Molecule: messenger RNA, 1011 nt
Organism: Hansenula ciferrii
Lineage: Eukaryota; Fungi; Ascomycota; Saccharomycetes; Phaffomycetales; Wickerhamomycetaceae
Product: F-box protein
Exons: 2
Coding region: 1-1011 (336 amino acids)
Molecular function (GO): protein binding
Source: RefSeq, a predicted model, not a curated record
AUGAUUCAUUUAUUACUGGGAUUACCAGAUGAAGUAUUACUUCAGAUUCUUGGACAUUUGAGACCACAUGAUAUCAAUAAUUUGUGUUCAAUCCCUAUAAUUUCACAAUCAAUUGGUAAAUUCAUCACAGUUAUAAGAGAGGGUGAUUCAAGAGACAAUUUUUUCAAUAAUAUACCAUCUGAAGCUCAUGUUAUUCACUCAAAAAGGUUCAAUCAUUAUGAUAAUUUGGAGUCAUUAGUCAGACCUAUUAUGCUUUUUGAAAUUACAGAUUUUAGAAAUUAUACUGAAUUUAUAUCUAAAUUACCCCCUACAAUAAUCGAAUUCAUUUUUUAUUCAAUAAAUUCAAAUGAUAUAAAGGAAGGUCUCCGUCAAAUCUCUCGUGAUAUCGAUUUGGUGAACUCUACCCAUGGUUCAAGAUCAUUAAAUGACGCAAAGACCAUACAUAAGCUUCUUACAUGUCCUACAAGCUCUGAAAGGGACUUGUUCGAAUAUUUUGGUGCAAGAAAGGUAAAUUUAUGGAACCGUCACGAUAACUACUCAAAUUCAUUUCAUUUCAGCUCAGAAGUUGAACAACUUAGCCUUGGUUCCUUUGUGAAUACCAAUCAAAUCUAUGGAAGUAUUACAGCUUUACAUAUUGAAUCAUAUCCAACUCAAACUGCAUCGGACGUAUAUGAAAAAGUUGAAUGUACAUUCAAGAUUGAUAAUUGCUCAUUCAAUAAUCUUAAAAAAUUGGUGGUUGAUAAUGUUCGAACUGGGUUUAUUAAAAACUCAAAAUUUCCAAAGCUUGAGUAUUUAAAAAUUUCCAAAAUUGGAGAUCUGCCAUUUGAAGAUUUUGAGCUAAAAAAUGUCGAAUUUCCUGGAUUAAUUCAUUUCACUUGGUGUUCCAAUUAUAAAGGUCCAAUAAUUCAUAAAGAUGUUGAAUUCCCAAAGCUCAAAAUUAUGGAUUUAGGUGUUCAUGCUGUUAGUUCCAAAGAUUUGAAUUUCAGAUUGUCAAGAUAUUUCAUCAUUUGA